Caenorhabditis briggsae is the source of this 513-nucleotide messenger RNA. RefSeq names its product Protein CBR-MLC-2.2 (gene Cbr-mlc-2.2). Gene Ontology annotation, biological process: post-embryonic development; locomotion. Gene Ontology annotation, cellular component: cytoplasm; myosin II complex. Lineage: Eukaryota; Metazoa; Nematoda; Chromadorea; Rhabditida; Rhabditidae. The transcript is spliced from 4 exons. The record is from RefSeq and is a predicted model, not a curated record. Gene Ontology annotation, molecular function: myosin heavy chain binding; calcium ion binding. Bases 1 to 513 code for a protein of 170 amino acids.
AUGUCCAAGGCCGCCAAGAAGAAGUCCUCCAAGAAGCGCUCGGGAUCCGAGGCCGCCCAAUUCGACCAGAAGACCAUCCAGGAGUUCAAGGAGGCUUUCGGUAUCAUGGACCAGAACAAGGACGGAGUCAUCGACAAGUCCGAUCUCAAGGAUCUCUACGCUUCCAUGGGACAAAUCGCCCCAGACAGCCAGAUCGACGCCAUGAUCAAGGAGGCUUCCGGACCAAUCAACUUCACCGUCUUCCUCACCCUCUUCGGAGAGCGAUUGACCGGAACUGACCCAGAGGCCACCAUCGUCGGAGCCUUCGCUAUGUUCGACAAGAAGGACUGUGGAAAGAUCAAGGAGGACGAGCUCAUCAAGAUCCUUCAAAACAAGAGAGGAGAGCCACUGGACGAGGACGAGAUCAAGGCCAUGUAUAAGGGAAAGCCACCAAUCGAGGGAGGAGAGGUCGACUACAAGGCCUUCGCCCAUCUUAUCACCACCGGAGCCCAAGACGAGCUCGCCAGCGCCUAA